Messenger RNA from Batrachochytrium dendrobatidis JAM81, 813 nucleotides. RefSeq lists its product as uncharacterized. Bases 1 to 813 code for a protein of 270 amino acids. NCBI's taxonomy places the organism in Eukaryota, Fungi, Chytridiomycota, Chytridiomycetes, Rhizophydiales. The transcript has a single exon. The record is from RefSeq and is a predicted model, not a curated record.
AUGCCUUUUAUUGCAACUCUGGCCUGCUUAUCUUCUAUUUUUUCAUCCAUUGUCGUAUAUAGUUCAGGCGUCGCGUUAAGCAACGCCAAAAGUUACAGUCAAGGUAUUCCCAUCGCCAUUGCCUCGAGCACAUUUUUAAUUCAGCGAGUUCUGUUUGUAGCAAUUAUCGAGCAUGUUCCAUAUUUUCAAUGCGAAUUUCUCAAUGGGCUCUCGUACACCUGUUUGUGUUUGAUGCGUCUAUGUAUUCUUCAUGGCAUGUAUGGACGAACAUUUUCAGCACGAAAAUUAUACAUGGCAAUUCGAAUAUCUACAGGUUUAGCUAUCGUGGUUGGCAUUUCAUCACUAGGACUUCUUAUCAACGACUGGGUUUAUGCUCGUUACACAGAUGAGUCUUGCACGCAUAUAGUGAGUUUCAUCGAUGCAACAGUAGGAAACGUAUUUUUUGUGCUGGCACUCACGGUUCUUAGUGUUGUGCUCAUUGUUCCUAUCAACUCAACGGCCAUACGCCUGGGAUCGACAGAAUCGCUCUCUCUAAACCCAUCACAAGUUCAAGCCAAACUCUUGCAGACCUUUCUCAAAUAUGUCCCUAUAGGGCUCUGCGCGACGCUGAUUGCUCUCGCACUAUUAUCGAUUUUCAAAGACGACAUGUUUGCAUUUUUGCUAUCGCUAAUAUUUUCAGAUUUCUGUCAGAUUUUGCUGCUGCUGUUUCCGUCUGUUGUACUGGCCAGUGAUAACAGUCUAACACCGACUGGAACGGGUGAUCAAGUGAUAGGAGCUGAUCCGAAUUUAUCACCAAUACGCAACACAUUAUAG